ACGAGAUACCGCCAUCAAAUAACAUGCAGGGAACUAGUCAGUACAUAUGGGUUCCACGGGGGUACUUUAAUGGGCGGAAAUCAUAAACGCCAAGCCUUACUACAUAAAUCAGUCUUCUUUUGCGAGAGAGUCUUCAUAUGCGCAUUACACUAUUUUCUUCAUAGUGUUGCGCUGGGGUAGUUUGAAUCGGAUUAUCCUCAUGAAAAAAACCCCCAUUCUCUCUUCUAUUUUCUGGCGUGAGCUUUCGCCAUAAUCCGGGCCGGCAGGCAAGCACAAAUUUGGAAAUGCCCAGUGACGGCGAAACUGAUCGGGAUCUUGUCCCCGCCACUUUUGGAUGCAUGAGCCCAUAACAACUUACCUUUUCUUCAACUCACCUUACCUUUUCACACCUUUCUCUCAACUUAUUUGUUUGAAUCAUGGUUUUCUUGACUCAAGUCGUUAGCGAUGCUCGUAUUAACGAGACCAAAGAACAGCAAGAGGAAGCUGGCAUGUUGCACGAAGAAUUCUCUACCUCUGUCUAUGGAACCCGCUGGGCUGGACAAGAUAUCCCUCGCUUCGAUAUGCCGGAUAACGAGAUGCCACCUGAUGUCGCAUACAGACUGAUCAACGAUGAACUUGCCCUGGAUGGCAGACCCUCACUUAACUUGGCCAGUUUCGUCACCACGUUUAUGGAGCCUGAAGCUGAAAGACUUAUCAGCGAGAAUGCCUCCAAGAACUUUAUCGAUUACGAAGAAUACCCUCAAACUUGUGAGAUCCAGAACCGCUGCAUCAACAUGAUUGCCCGUAUGUUCCAUGCCCCUAUGGACAGUUCUGAGGAAGAGUGCAUGGGAUGCUCUACUAUUGGAUCAUCUGAGGCCAUCAUUUUGGCUGUCUUGGCUAUGAAACGCCGCUGGCAAAUUGCUCGCGAUGAAAAGGGGUUGUCCAAGGAAAAGCCCAACUUGGUUAUGGGAGCCAACGUCCAAGUUUGCUGGGAGAAAGCCGUCAAGUACCUCGAAAUUGAACCCAGAUAUGUGUCCUGCACUGAAGACUAUUUGAUUAUGAGUCCAGAGAAGGCUAUAGAGCUCAUGGAUGAGAACACUAUCGGUUGUUGUGCCAUUCUUGGUUCUACCUACACUGGUCAUUAUGAAGAUGUCAAGACGUUGAACGAGCUUUUGGAGAAGAAGUGUGCUGAAACUGGAUGGGAUAUUUGCAUCCACGUUGAUGCUGCCAGUGGUGGUUUUGUAGCCCCAUUUGUGUGUCCCGAACUUGUAUGGGAUUUCCGUCUUCCACGAGUCAUUUCCAUCAACGUCUCUGGUCACAAAUACGGUUUGACGUAUGCUGGUGUAGGAUGGUGCAUUUGGCGUAGCAAGGAAUAUCUUCCUAAGGACCUGAUUUUCAAUAUCAACUACUUGGGAGCUGACCAAGCAUCACUCACCCUUAACUUCUCCAAGAGUGCGUCCACUGUCAUUGGCCAAUACUAUGUUUUGAUUCGCCUCGGCAAGUCUGGUUUUAGAUCUAUCAUGACUAACCUUAUUCGUAUUUCCGACCACUUGGCUGCCUGUCUCGAAAAAGCUGGAUUCCAGAUUUUGAGCGAGCGUAAUGGUAGAGGAUUGCCACUUGUCGCUUUUAGAAUUAAGACCAAGAAGCAUUAUGAUGAGUUUGAUGUGGCUGCUCGUCUCCGUGAACGCGGUUGGAUUGUGCCUGCUUACACUGCCCCUCCCAAUGCCGAGCAAAUCAAGAUGUUGCGUGUGGUGGUGAGAGAAGACUUCAGCAAGAGUCGAUGUGACCUUCUCAUCCGAGACAUCCUGGCUGUUGUGAAGCAGUUAGACGCCCAAGACGCCAAAACCAUUCAAGAAAACCGCAAUAACCAUCCAAGUGCCAAACAACGCUGGGCUCUGUUGCGCAACAUUGGAUCCGUUGCAUUCCACCACCCCCAGCUUGAGGGCAAAGAGCGUGUUCCCAAUAAGACCAACGGCGUUUGCUAAGCGGUCUACCGAUGUUUUGUUAUGCUAUGCUAUGCCGAUAUGUUAUGCUAGGAGACCGACCGACAAAAUAAUAAUAAAAAAGAUUUUUUUGUUUAUUGAACACGGA
Molecule: messenger RNA, 2070 nt
Organism: Umbelopsis ramanniana AG
Lineage: Eukaryota; Fungi; Mucoromycota; Umbelopsidomycetes; Umbelopsidales; Umbelopsidaceae
Exons: 18
Coding region: 417-1964 (515 amino acids)
Biological process (GO): L-glutamate catabolic process
Cellular component (GO): cytosol
Molecular function (GO): glutamate decarboxylase activity; pyridoxal phosphate binding
Source: RefSeq, a predicted model, not a curated record